AUGUACGUUGAUUGCCCAGAAUCAAAGAACUACCAGUACGUCCUGGCAUUUGUAUUUGCUGUGGAGGAAAUCAACAAGGAUCCCCAUUUCUUACCCAACAUCUCCCUGGGAUUUCGCUUGUAUGACAACUAUUACAGUGGAAGUCAAACCUAUGAGAAUGUCAUCAGUCUACUGUCUGAGAGGGACAAGCUCGCUCCAGUUUACAUACCUCUCUAUGGAAGCUGGCCCUACUAUGGUUAUGGUCAGUCAUCAUACAACAUGAAGAACACAAGAAAAGUCAGAUUAUUUCCCAAUUACAAUUGCCAAAGCCAAAAGAAAAUGGUGGCUGUCAUUGGGGCCCAAACAUCAGAGCUAUCUGCUCAGGUGGCCAACAUGCUGGGGAUGUACAAGAUACCACAGCCACCAUAUUCUGUGUGCAGCCAUAAAUGUUCACCUGGGUUCUGGAAGAUACCUUUGAAGGGCAAAUCCAAAUGUUGUUUCCAGUGCAUUGAAUGUCCCAGAGGGAAAAUAUCCAGUAAGACAGGUAGGAUAGCCCUUAGAUAUAAUAUGGAUUAUUGUGUGGAUUGCAAAAAGGACCACCAUCCAAACAACAGAAGAAAUAAGUGCAUCCCGAAAAACAUCACCUUCCUUUCCUAUGUGGAACCUUUAGGAAUUGCUUUAACUUUCACUGUGUUAUUUUUUUCAUUCUUAUCUGUGCUGAUAUUAGGAAACUUUAUCAGAUGCAGAGAGACUCCCAUAGUCAAAGCCAACAACCGGCAGCUCAGCUAUAUCCUCCUCUCUUCCCUCAUACUUUGCUUUGUCUGCUCUUUGCUCUUCAUUGGACAACCAAGUAAAACGACCUGCCUUCUUCGCCAGGUAGCCUUUGGGAUCAUUUUCUCUGUCUCUCUUGCUACAGUCUUGGCCAAAACCAUCACGGUGGUUCUGGCCUUUAAGGCCACAAAGCCAGGCAGCGGUGCACGAAAAUGGCUGAGACCUGGAGUUUCAUACUUCUUUGUGAUGGUAUGUUCUCUCAUUCAGGCUGUGAUUUCCAUGGUCUGGUUGGGAACCUCCCCUCCAUUUCCAGAUGCAGAUUUCUACUCGGAGCCUGGACACAUCAUUCUGGAGUGCAAUGAGGGCUCACCCAUUGCCUUCUAUUCCAUUCUGGGCUACAUGGCUGUCUUGGCUUUGGUGAGCUUCAUUGUGGCUUUCCUUGCCAGGAAGCUGCCUGAUGUGUUCAAUGAAGCCAAGUUCAUCACUUUCAGCAUGCUGGUUUUCUGCACUGUUUGGAUAUCCUUCAUCCCAGCCUACCUCAGCACCAAGGGGAAAUAUAUGGUGGCUGUAGAAAUCUUUUCUAUUUUGACCUCUAGCGCUGGGCUACUUGGCUGCAUAUUUUUUCCAAAGUGUUAUAUUAUUCUACUCUAUCCAAAUAAGAACCAGAUAGCACAAACAACCAGAAAACAUUUGCAGAAAUAA
This is a messenger RNA of Anolis sagrei ordinatus, 1452 nucleotides long. The record is from RefSeq and is a predicted model, not a curated record. Lineage: Eukaryota; Metazoa; Chordata; Lepidosauria; Squamata; Anolidae.